Molecule: messenger RNA, 2668 nt
Organism: Anguilla anguilla (European eel)
Lineage: Eukaryota; Metazoa; Chordata; Actinopteri; Anguilliformes; Anguillidae
Gene: galnt14
Product: UDP-N-acetyl-alpha-D-galactosamine:polypeptide N-acetylgalactosaminyltransferase 14 (GalNAc-T14)
Exons: 15
Coding region: 232-1893 (553 amino acids)
Cellular component (GO): Golgi apparatus
Source: RefSeq, a predicted model, not a curated record
CGCAGUACCUCGAAGCUCCAGUGGGUCAUCGCUGCACGCACGCAGUCAGGUCCCGCUCCAGCUCUGGAAAUCUCGCCUUGUAGUCGCUCGCCGAGCGCGCGCUGCAAAGGAAGAGAGCUGCGGACUUACGGAGAAACGUGCGAGGGUGAAGCUUUCUUCUCGAAAUGAAUCACUCGUAGGUUGCCCCGCCAAUACAGGGGCUUGUACAGCACAUAUUACACGUUUUGGAAAAUGAAAAGGCUUUCUCGAAAGCUGACUUUGGCUUUGGCAGUUUUGUUCUGGGUUGCCGCUCUACUGUAUUUACUCCUAUUAAGUAGAAGGAAAGUAUCUGAUCUGGAGACAGAAGACGCUCAGGACAGGAAGCUCACUGAAGCCGAAUGGGACGACCUCCUGGAUCAGUUCGAAGAGAAGCACUACCUCAGCGUCCGCAGAUGGAAGCCGGGCCAGGACCCCUACAGGCUGUACGCCUUCAAUCAGCGCGAGUGCGAGCGGAUCCCUAGCAACCGCGCCCUCCGAGACACCCGCCAUUACAGGUGCAGCGCAUUGCAUUAUGGGCCGGAGUUGCCGCCCACGUCCAUCAUCAUUACCUUCCACAAUGAGGCCAGAUCCACACUGCUGCGCACUGUAAGGAGCGUGCUCAAUCGAACUCCCGUUCACCUAAUUCACGAGAUCCUGCUGGUGGACGACUUCAGUGAAGACCCUGACGACUGCCUUCUUCUCACCAAGUUGCCCAAAGUGAAGUGUCUUCGGAAUGAGCGGCGAGAAGGGCUGAUCCGGUCCAGGGUUCGAGGUGCGGAUGCUGCUCGGGCCGGGGUCCUGACCUUUUUGGACAGCCACUGCGAGGUGAACAAAGACUGGCUGCCCCCACUGCUCCACAGAAUAAAAGAGGACCCGACGUGCGUCGUGAGCCCGGUCAUCGACAUCAUCAACAUGGACUCCUUUGCCUAUGUGGCGGCCUCGUCAGACCUGCGUGGAGGCUUUGACUGGAGUCUGCAUUUCAAGUGGGAGCAACUGUCUGCUGAACAAAAAGCCAGGAGAGUCGACCCCACCGAACCCAUCAGGACCCCCAUUAUUGCCGGAGGCCUCUUCGUGAUUGACAAGUCCUGGUUUAAUCACCUGGGGAAAUAUGAUACUGCCAUGGACAUUUGGGGUGGUGAGAACUUUGAGAUCUCCUUCCGGGUGUGGAUGUGCGGAGGGAGUCUGGAGAUCAUUCCCUGCAGCAGGGUCGGCCACGUCUUCCGCAAGAAGCACCCGUACAUCUUUCCGGAGGGGAACGCCAACACCUACAUCAAGAACACCAGGCGGACGGCGGAGGUGUGGAUGGACGAGUUCAAGCUCUUCUACUACUCGGCUCGACCGGCCGCCCGGGGAAAGCCUUACGGCGACGUUCACGGAAGAGAGGAGCUACGCAGGAGCCUGAACUGCAAAUCCUUCAAGUGGUAUCUAGACAACGUCUACCCCGAGCUGAAAAUUCCUGAUGAUUCCGACAUCAAGACGGGCGUAAUCCGACAGAGGCAGAACUGCCUGGAGUCUCGUAAGGUGGAGGGGCAGGACCUGCCUGUGCUGACUCUGGGACCCUGCAUGGGCACCAAGGCGGUGCCUGCCUUUAACCAGGAGUGGCUGUACACCCACGGGCAGCAGAUCCGGCAGCAGCAGCACUGCCUCUCCCUGGCCACCACCUUCCCGGCCUCCCAGGUCCUGCUCGUGCCCUGCAACAUCGGCGACGGGAAACAGAAAUGGCAGAAGUCCGGGACCCACAUCGAGCACCUGGCCUCCCACUACUGCCUGGACAGCGAGAUGGCGCUGGACGGGAUCGAGAGCAGCAAGAUGCUCGUCAUAAGCCCCUGCGAACUGUCCGCCUACACUCAGAGAUGGGAGGUGCCCUUCUCGUGAUCGCAGGCGGUCGACGAACGCCACCGCGGUCAGACGCGCGCGCGCGCAAGGGGCGGGACCAAAAGACACUCUCCUGGCUUCAGAACUCUGCUGGUGGAGACUCGGAGGCCAGGGAAGCAGUGGACAAGACACCAAAGAUGGCCGACACGCGGGGGGGGGGGGAUACCUCCUCCUUCACUCUGUCAGUGACAGAGAUUUCUAACUAUUUUAAGAGUGUGAUUUGGAUACUUGAGAGAUUCCUCUUUUACUACGAUUACAAUCAACAUUGUAAUUAGCGGGACUGAAGUCUCGUGUCAUGUCACAGGACAGGAAGACACGGGAGAUUUCGUGUUUCAUUGCAGUGGUCACUGAAGCCUUAUAAGUCUUAUAAUCUGUUGCGGCAUUAAUUACCAGCAAGAGGAAGAAUUAAUGCUGCCUCAGUCCUGUAGUGGAUGUCAACCAUAAUGUGAAAAGCCAUUAAACAAGUGGCUCAUUAUGGUGGGUUAAAGAACUGACAUGCAUUUUAGGUUUGAAAUUUACAUUGAACUCAGUCAGGGGGGGAAUAUUUAAUUGGCUUACAGGACAUCAAACAGGCUUGGCCAUGUGCCUGAAUGCUUAUCAUGAUUGUGAUUCUUUUUUCUUUCUUUUUUUUAAAACGAGGACUUGUGACACGUGCAUUAACUCGCUUUCUACUGGCUCCUGAAUACCAUGAAGAUUACAGACUUUCCAUGGCGAUGUUGAUCCACUGCAGAUGGAUGUGUUGGUUACAGAAAUUAAAAUUAAAGUAUGAAAAAAA